Molecule: messenger RNA, 5901 nt
Organism: Sinocyclocheilus grahami
Lineage: Eukaryota; Metazoa; Chordata; Actinopteri; Cypriniformes; Cyprinidae
Gene: abtb3a
Product: BTB (POZ) domain containing 11a
Exons: 18
Coding region: 276-3374 (1032 amino acids)
Molecular function (GO): protein heterodimerization activity
Source: RefSeq, a predicted model, not a curated record
AAUGAUGCAGUGGUUGGUGAAGGCGUUCUGAGCUCUCGAAUUACGCAGCCAAAGUUGGGAGCAGAGGCGCGCGUUGGAGAUAUAUAUAUUUUCUUCUGGUGAUUUACCAAAACACUAAACGAAUUGUCACUGCGCGCGCUUGUAGAUUGUGUUUGCGCGUGAAAUUUGUUGGCAAUACAUUCCUCUACUGCUCCGAGGACAGGGCGCGCCACAGGAACGCGCUUUGGGGUUUCUUUAAAUUAUCAGGCAUAAGCCUAACAUUAUGAGGUGCAGCCAUGGCAGGCAAGGGUAAGACAGCUGCGAGGACGCUGGAGGAUUUAACGCUCGAUUCCGGUUAUGGUGGAGCGGCGGAUUCCUUCAGGUCGUCCAGCGUGUCGCUCUGUUGCUCGGACACGCAUCUGUCGUAUGCACAUGGGGGCAACUGCUGGCAUCUGACUGAAUCAAUGCACAGCAGACACAACAGUUUGGACACGGUCAACACAGUCCUGGCGGAAGACACGGAGAUCCUGGAGUGCUCGGGCCAGUGCGCCAAACUGCCCGAGCUGGAGGAGGACGUGCCGUGGAGUCUUGGAGAGGUGGAAGGCGCGCUGCGCAAAGACGAGGAGCUGUGCGUGGGGAACGCGUCGCGGGAGAUCCUGGCCAAGCUCUCCGCGUUGGUCAGCCGCGCGCUGGUGAGGAUCGCCCGGGAGGCGCAGCGCCUGAGUCUGCGUUACGCCAGAUGCACCAAGCACGAGAUCCAGAGCGCCAUCAAGAUGGUCCUCUCGUGGACCAUCUCCGUAAACUGCAUCACUGCGGCGCUCAGCGCGCUGUCGCUAUACAACAUGAACACGGGCGAUAAGUUCAGCCGGGGCAAGUCUGCCAGAUGCGGACUCGUCUUCUCCGUCGGGAAGUUCUUCGGGUGGAUGGUGGAUAGCCGGGUGGCCCUGCGCAUCCACGAGCACGCGGCGAUCUACCUGAGCGCCUGUAUGGAGAGCCUGUUCCGAGAGGUGUUCAGCCGGGUGCAGAGGAGCGCGCUGGUGGAGAAGGAGAACGGAGUGCCAAAGUUUUCCGUGGAGACCCUGGAACAGGCCAUAAAUAACGAUUCGGAGCUGUGGGGUCUUUUGCAGCCGUAUCAUCAUCUCAUUUGUGGCAAGAACGCAAGCGGUGUAUUGAGCCUGCCGGACAGUCUGAACUUGCACCGUGACCAGCAGCGAGCAGGGAAAACUGGAGAGGGCCAUGCCUACAGCCAGGCUGAACUCCGCACCAUUGAACAGUCCCUCCUGGCGACCCGCGUUGGGAGCAUUGCAGAGCUCAGUGACCUUGUGUCCCGUGCCAUGCAUCACCUUCAGCCUCUGCACAUCAAGAACCCCAGCAAUGGAACGCCUGUACACCAGAACCGCACCGGCACUGUGCACUGGGAACCGGAGGCCCUCUACACGCUCUGCUACUUCAUGCACUGUCCUCAGAUGGAGUGGGAAAACCCUAAUGUUGAACCUUCGAAGAUCACCCUGCACAAUGAGAGGCCGUUUCUGGUGUUGCCUCCGCUGAUGGAGUGGAUCCGGGUGGCCGUGGCGCACACAGAGCACCGCCGAAGCUUCUCUGUGGACAGCGACGAUGUACGACAGGCAGCCCGACUGCUGUUACAUGGGGUGGACUGUGAGCCGCGGCAGCUGAAGGUAGACGACUGCUUCUGUGCCACACGGAAACUGGACGCUGCAUCCACAGAAGCUAAAUUCCUGCAGGACCUGGGGUUCCGGAUGCUCAACUGCGGACGAACUGACCUGGUCAAGCAAGCAGUCAACCUGCUCGGGCCAGAUGGCAUUAACAGUAUGAGUGAACAGGGCAUGACCCCUCUUAUGUACUCGUGCGUUCGUGGGGAUGAGGCCAUGGUGCAAAUGCUGCUGGACGCUGGAGCAGACAUCAACAGUGAGGUGCCCAGCUCACUACACAAGCACCCCUCAGUUUAUCCUGACACCAGGCAGGGGACUCCACUCACAUUCGCCGUGUUACACGGACACGUCCCUGUCGUGCAGCUUCUGCUGGAUGCCCCAGCAAACGUGGAGGGAGCGAUUCAAGAUGGAGCAGAGAACUACACAGAGACGCCUCUACAGUUGGCGUCUGCGGCAGGUACCAUAAAACAUCUCAUCAACACACGUAAAGAAAUACAAAAACUGUACCUUUACCUGGUGCAGUACCCUCUCAGGAACGUGUUCCGGAAGCUUCUGUCCCAGGUGGAAAAGGACAAGGGGGACUAUGAAUACCUGAGUGAGUUUGUUACAUGCACUUGCUCCUGCAGGAACGUGUUCCGGAAGCUUCUGUCCCAGGUGGAAAAGGACAAGGGGGACGUGCUGUCUCUGGAAGAGAUCCUAGCCGAGGGCUCCGAGACCAUAGAGAGGAGAGUACCACAGAACGAAGCCACCCUCCGGACAGGCAAGGCCAAACUAAGGGCCCUCCGCGAGGCCAUGUACCACAGUGCCGAGCACGGCCAUGUGGACAUUACCAUAGACAUCCGCAGCCUGGGCGUGCCCUGGACCCUGCACACGUGGCUGGAGUCCCUGCGAACGUGCUUCGUGCAGCAGCGGCGGCCGCUGAUCCAAGGCCUGCUGAAGGACUUCAGCUGCAUUAAAGAAGACGAGUACACGGAGGAGCUCAUCACACACGGACUGCCACUCAUGUUCCAGAUCCUUCGAGCCAGCAAGAACGAAGUGAUCAGCCAGCAGCUGUCAGUCAUCUUUACCCAAUGCUACGGGCCUUUCCCAAUCCCCAAACUCACCGAGAUCAAAAAGAAGCAAACGUCUCGUUUGGAUCCACACUUUCUCAAUAAUAAAGAGAUGUCUGACGUGACGUUUCUGGUGGAAGGAAAGCCCUUUUAUGCCCAUAAAGUGCUGCUCUUCACUGCCUCACCAAGGUUUAAGUCUCUGCUCUCUAACAGACCAGCGGCUGAGAACACGUGCAUCGAGAUCAGUCAUGUCAAGUACAACAUUUUUCAGCUGGUAAUGCAGUACCUCUACUGUGGCGGCUCUGAUUCACUGCACAUCAGGAACACAGAAGUUAUGGAGCUCCUGUCUGCAGCCAAGUUCUUCCAACUUGAAGCUCUCCAAAGACACUGUGAAAUCAUCUGCUCCAAGAACAUCACAACUGACACCUGCGUGGACAUUUACAAACAUGCCAAGUUCCUGGGGGCUCUGGAGUUGGCAGCCUUCAUUGAGGGCUACUUCCUGAAGAACAUGGUGCUCCUGAUCGAGCUGGAGAACUUUAAGCAGCUACUGUAUGAGGUUCCCGCAGAGAGCCCCGGUCCAGGCCCAUCCUACGACAUCCUCCACGACCUCGAGAGAACCCUGGCCCUGCGGAUCCGCUCCAUCCAUCUCUCCACUUCCAAGGGCUCCAUCGUCUGAUGCUUUGCCAAACUCACACCAACCGCUCCAUGCUGGCUUUCAUCGAGAGCUCCAUUAUUGUUUGCCAACCGGUUGGAGACAUUUCAAACAUCACCGCCGUCAUGACCAGUACCUUCCUGACGGGAUGCACUGUAGGGAAGACCGAGAGAUUGCAUUUCACUCCCCAGGCUAACAUCUCCACAGCGUUGCAAAAACGUCAGCCUGCUAAACUCAUACCAUUCCAAGGGCUACGUUUACGUGGUGGAAAUAUUGUCAUGACAACAUUAUGACGCCCAACCAAUGUUAGUGCCCAGGGAAACCGUGGCUCCUGAUGUCAUUACUGCCUCGGCAAUGCAUGCAGAUGGAUCGGGUUCAUUUUUAGGUGGAACUGUCUUGGGGAAUGAAUAUCAUGCUAACUGCCGAGGACAGUUUUAGUAACACACACAAGUAUAUAUAACUCUCCAAUUGACGUAAUAUUGUUAGCCUGCCUUCUGAACCUUAAAUUUGUGUAACAUUCCCUCCAAGUGACGCUUAGCGCUAAGCAGACGAUGCAUGUUAAGUUAGGUGAUGCAGCCAUCAAGUUUCCCCAGCCAUUUGUGUUCGAGUUGGACAAAAUCAUCCACUAGGUGUAGAGUUUUACAAAGGAGGUGUUUUGUAUACUUCAUACUCACAUCCAACUACAACUUUUGGUAUUUGUGUCACUGAACAAUAAUAUGCCAUCUGUUGAAAUCCUAGCACUUGUGUUUAACGCUUUGCGGUUUUAAGGAAUAGAGAUUUGCUACCUUCAGUCAUUUGUAGACUGAUCCAACACAAAUUAGCCAAGCAAUGGUAGACUAAACAUGUUGCUUUUAGUUUUACGUCUCACCCAAAAGUUCAUUGUGUCCACCAGUGCAUUAGUUCUAAGCUAUGUUUCAACCCACACGUUUUAAAAACCCUCUAAUCUACCACUGUGCUUAGUACACUUCAAACUGAGCAGUUCAUCCUUGCCUUGAGGUUGCGUAACCAACCAUCUGUGUCAAAUAAUCUGCAUGGAUCAUGUCUGGAACUUCUGUAAAAUACAAAAAAGCUCAUUUUCCUUUUUGCGGAUGCAGAUUUACGCCCUUUGUGCAGGACUCUACUGUUCGUUGCUUGCGAGUCUGUCGAAAUCGUGCGUUAUUAGAGAUGCCAUUGCACUGGCCGCCACCUUCGUGACCUGAUGUACAUAUUCCCGGUCUUCACCUGCUGCGCUGCUUUUGUUUAAUGUGAAAAAUGUGAAGCCAGCUCAAAACAAGCUGUUUUAAGUGUGCAUGUUCCGCUUUUUCCUGUGUUCGUCUGUAACCCUUCAGGAUGUUGGUAAGUUCGAAACUGUACUGGACGUAUGGUGUUACCAGCAGAAGAUUUUGUUGGCCAGGCUGAACCCAAAGUGACAGAUUUUGAAGUAUAUAAGGCAUUUCAUCCAAAGAUUAUGACAUUAGAAUUUCAACCAAAUACUCCAUUUAUUGGCACACAUGAGAUAUGAAUAUUGGAUAACAUUGGUAGGCAUCUUACACAUGCUGGUAGCGCUGUCCAAGAGUCCUGUUUUGAUUAGAGGUGUGUUGUAUGAUUUCUAUUUCAUGUACGGCAAUGGAAUAACUCGGUUAUGAACAUCCUCAUGUAACAUGAAAGGUUGGAUUAUUACUAAAUUACCCAUUGAAAUACAUAGUUUAUUGAUAUGUAGCUGACCAUGGAAUAACAAUAUCAUGAUGCAAAUAAUUUAAAACUGUGAAGAUACAUUUAUUUUAAAGAAACUUAGCAUAGUUACUUUAUUUUCUUACAAAAUACAUUUAUUGUGAAAUCCCUGUCUGCUAUUUUGUGUAACAGAGAUAAUAAGUCAUAAUGUAACUGUAUCUAUGUCCUUGCAUUUGCAAAAUGCCAUUGCUUUGAUAAGCUAACACAAAAACUGACAAGGAUAAAUCAUCAUGUAAUUUUAAAAGAUCAGACCUGCUUAUUUGCAAUGUCUUCAGUAAACCCCACCAUUUGUGUUCUCAAAACUGGAUUUGUAAAAGCAAUAGGCCUACUUGGCACAAAUAUGUCCAUGCAAGGUUAGUUUUCUCGUCUGACCCAUUACUUGUGCUUAGCAUGGAUGCUUCUCCAUGUAGCCAAAUGUAAAGCAGAGGCCAAUGUCAUGACGUGUUUGUAAAAGCUGUACAACUCCUCACAUAAAAAAAAGAGACUUGCUCUGUGUUUCUUGGCUUCAGCUUUUUCUGCUUCAAGGCUGUUCAACAUGCUUUAACUUUCCACUAAUGCACACCUUUUGACAUGUCUAUUCGACAAAAACCUGCAUGCUUUGGCUGGAUCAGAGUCUAACGGAAUUUGUUUGCUAUUAUUAUUAUUUCACCUGAUUGAAACAUUGUACAUUGUACAAAAAAUAUAUAGAGAAAUAUCUAUAGAACAUGGUGUAAAUAUAAGGGAUGUGGUUGAGUUUAACAAUCGAAAAAACAAGAAUGUUACACUUGUGCUACAGUGCAGUUGUUCAAUGACAUGCAUUUGUGUACAGUCAAUAGAAAUGACCACGAUUGACCACUGUGUU